Molecule: messenger RNA, 1060 nt
Organism: Pseudophryne corroboree (corroboree frog)
Lineage: Eukaryota; Metazoa; Chordata; Amphibia; Anura; Myobatrachidae
Product: oligodendrocyte transcription factor 3-like
Exons: 2
Coding region: 54-701 (215 amino acids)
Biological process (GO): axon development; sensory organ development; positive regulation of transcription by RNA polymerase II
Cellular component (GO): nucleus
Molecular function (GO): E-box binding; DNA-binding transcription factor activity, RNA polymerase II-specific; protein dimerization activity
Source: RefSeq, a predicted model, not a curated record
UAGCUGACUUCAACCCACUGACCGCAACAUUUAUAGACUAAUCGUUGCAGAUAAUGGAUUCAGACUGUCAUUCCGGCAGAUCCUCUUCACCAGAGCUGGAGAGAACAGACAGCCCGAGCUUCAUGGCUGGGCAAAUGUUCCAGAAGCUGUGUGCGGGACAAAGAAUGCCAACUCGGGCAAAGGUGAGAUCCAGCAAGAGAGAGAGUCAAGAGAGCCUACAUGAUCUGCGUCUCAAGGUGAACAGUCGUGAACGACAAAGAAUGCAUGACCUUAACCAAGCUAUGGAUAGUCUGCGGGAAGUCAUGCCAUACUCUCAUGGACCUUCUGUACGUAAACUCUCCAAGAUUUCAACCCUGCUGCUUGCUCGUAACUAUAUUGUUAUGUUAUAUAAUUCACUGGAGGAGAUGAAGAAGUUGGUGAGUGAUGUAUACGGUGGACACCGGCUGCCUGCCUGUACAAAUUCUUUGCACCUCCAGAAUAUUGCACCUCUGCCUCCAGUAAUACAAACAAUGCCACGCUCAGAUACCAAGACUUACACAGGACUGAUGACUCCAGAAGUCCACCGCACUCCUGUUGCAGCUUCUCUUCAUGUUUCACAAUUACUUUGCCACUGUACCAUGUGCCAGCCCUUCUCUCAUCAAAUGUCAAGGACAGUAACGAACCUGCCAGUCUCAAGACCAGUUCUUCCCCCAAAUCUGUGAGCCACUGACCUUUAGGGUUCAGACAGAGGUGUGCUGCGAUCAUCCCAACGGAUUCAGGAAAUUGGAAGAAAAGCAAAGCAAGCUGCAUUCUAUAGGCUGGCAAUAAUCAGGAAAGGCUUCAAUCACUGACAUGUACAGUAUGCCGAUUGUAACAUGUGAGAGCGUUUCCAUGAAGAGAAAGCUUUCAAUGUAAGAGCACAGUGUUAACGUAUUACAUUACCAAGUGCCCUGCCUAUUUGCUAUAUGUGAGGUGAGGGACAAGUAACCUAAAUUCAAUAUGAAGAACUGCAAUUUAUCUAGGUUUUCUCUGCUUAAUUGAACUGACAAUAAAACAGCGUGCCCAUGACAAUCAGUUAAUA